GACCCGAUACCUUUUCAUGUCUAUUCAGGAAUCGAACCCCGGACCACCUUGUUGAAAACGUCCUUAGAUGACCUUAGCUGUUGAUAGGAUGUUAAACCCGGUACAACCAACUUUGCUGAAAGGCAGACGAAGUUUGUUUGGGAACAAGAUGGGUGAGGUCUUUCAGGUAAGAAAAUGAAAAGAAUCAAGUAAGUGUCCAAGAUGACGAACGACAGGAUUUUCGAAGCUGCCAAGCAAGGGGAUCUGACUUAUCUACAAUCGGUAAUUUCAAGCUUUGACGAGAACACUUGCGAUGAAAACGGAGCCAAUUGUUUACAUUACGCUGCAAGGGGAGGACGUCUUGAUGUAGUUGAAUAUUUAAUUAAGAAACGUAACUUCAGUGCAAAGAAAAGAACAAGAGUUGGAGCGACUGCCGCUCAUGAUGCCUCUGCAACAGGUAAAACAGCAGUACUACAAUGGUUGUUGAAACAGACUACCUGUGUGGUGAAUGAUCAGGAUGGCACAGGUGCAACAGUCACUCACCUUGCUGCAAGGUAUGGUCAUGGAAGGCUUAUUGAAUGGCUUAUGGAUGAAACUGAUGCUGAUGUGAUGAUGAAGUCUGCGAGUGGGGCUCUACCAAUUCAUUUUGCUGUGUCCGGAGGCAACCCAGAUGUUGUAAAUAUAAUCGUCAAGGAAACACCAAGAACAGUCAAUCUACAGAUGGUGAAUGGAGUGACUCCUGUGUACCUUGCCAGUCAGGAGGGACACCUCAAUAUUCUCAAACUUUUGGUACAGAAGGGAGGCUCCAUAAAGAUGAAGUCAUUUGAUGGAAUGUCCUGUCUUCAUGCAGCCACACAACUUGGCAGGAUGGACUGUGUCAAAUGGCUGAUAGAAGAUCAGAAACACAACCCUAAUGAUAGGGAUUUUGAUGGUGCCACUCCUCUCCAUUUCGCUGCCAGUAGAGGUCACUACAAGGUCAUUGAUUGGCUUAUGAAGGAAGGUGGGGCCAAGGUCACACUAGACAACCUCGGAGGAAGUCCUCUACAUAACGCUGCAGAACUUGGUCAAUUAAAGUGUGUCCAGACCUUACUAGCCAAUGGUUGUAGUGCUGAUAUCACAGACAACAGCGGACUGACAGCUGCAGACCUCGCUGACAAGUGCUAUCACACCACAUGUGCUAAAGAGAUUAAGGCUCAGAUUCUUGAGAAUGAGACUGGUAUUGUAGAGUUAGAACGAUUCAACUCCUCCCCAUCACAUUCACCCUUGCCCUCAACUGACCCACUUGACCCUGCGACCUUCAGUUUAGCGCUGCCCGACUCCGACUUCUCAGGGGUAGCCAGGAACACAGCCACCCAUAGGAAGACAGAGUCACUAGAGGUUUUCUUUGAUGCUGAGAGUGACGAUGAUUAUGUGUCCUCGGUAGACUUCCCACACCACCCUGAUAUUCGCUUUCAGUCAGAGGAAACCGGUGAAUGUGAGUCCAGUGUAACCUUGUCGGUAAAGUCACACGAGUCCAGUGAGAGUGAAUCUUUGUUACGUCGUCAACUUUCGCAGCCUGACCUUGAGUUAUCUCCUCCUCACAAUUUGCCCUCCAGUGAAGCUCUGUGUCAGAAGUCGGACAGUGACGUUUCCUCACUGCCGCCUCGUCAUCGGUCAGCUAGUGAGUAUUCCUGGAAUUCAAACAGUGACCUAUCAUCGCUACGACGACACGGAUCAGGUAGUGAUGUGUCAUCUAUUGCUAGUUCUCUGAGCUCUGUGUCCCAGUCAGCAUCUCAUGUGUCUCAGUCAGCGUCUCAGCCAGAGGAUUCUGUGAUAUCUGUGUCUGGAUCAUCACUUCGAUCUCCGUCUCUAGGGAGCUUCCCUGUAACUCAUCAAGAGGAACUCUUUAAAGCCAUUAGAGCAAGAAGGAUGGAAACGGAAGUGAAUUUGUCGAGUGAGGAUAUUGUGAUUCGAGAGAAGACUGUAAAUGGAGAGUCAAAUGGUGCAAGGGAAAGUUACGAAUCUCAUCGUCUAUCAGACAGUGGUUUGGAGAGCGGGGCCGGGUCAGUAUUACCUACAGAGACCGACACACAAGUGUCAUCCACAGGAAAACCAGUAUAUCUUCCCACAGCUGAUUCCAACACCGCACCCAUACCCCCUCCCCCUCCCCCACCACUGCCAGCUUCAGCUCCACCUGUAAUUAAUAACCACACCCUCCUCAAUGGGAUCCUACAACGGCUUGAAAGACCAAACAGUCUGUCAAUGGAAAAGUCUGCACAGUCAUCGACCGUGUCAAGUCCGCCUAGCUCCGUGACAAGUCCCAUUAUAGCUGGACCAGUCAAGCAUGACCUCAUAGCUGAGCUUAAAAUAGCUGCAGCCAGUGGGAACUCUAACCUACGGAAAACCCGUAAACCACGAGAGGAAGGUCACAUGACCUGUAUAUAUUCAUUCGGAUCAAAUGAGAAAGUGAAUAGUCAAAUUCCCAAUGGCCCAAAAGCUCUUGGUCAGUCCAGCGAGAGAAGUCAGGUGACCAGAAAUGGACAACAUGUCACUGACAAUGUGACGAGUGUGUCGCUGUCAAAUGGCCAAGUUGAAGCUAAGAAGCCACAGCCCCUACAAGAAAAAUCCAUGGUGAUUAUCGAAUCAAAAACAUCAUCAAAAAGUGUUACUCCUCCUCCUCCUACUCCUCCUCCUCAAAAUCCAUCAAAAGCGAACGUCCCACCGAAGACAUCUAAUGGGGUCGCUGCUUCAAAGACAUCUAAUGGGGUCGCUGCUUCAAAAACAUCAAACGGGACUGCAGAUCAAGAACCUACAAAAGGGGCAGACAACUCUAUAGCGACGGACCCAUUUGAUCCAAAGAAUUUUCUGGACAAAGUGGAUCCCAAAGUGCCAGACUGGAGGAGACACAUGCUAGCCAGGAAGAUGGCCGAGUCUGCCAAGAAGCAGGCAGAGGAACAGACGAAGAUAGAGAAGGAGGAGAACAAGUAUAAACACCUGCCUGCAUGGAAGCGUCAGCUGAUGGAGAAAAAGGAGGCUGACGCUAAGGUUGAAGAGGCUAAAAAACUGGAGCUACAGGCAAGCCAGGCCAAGAAAACAACAAAGUCCAUCGUAAACACCACUCCCGCUGGCAAACUGGCACCAUGGCAACUCGAGAUAAAGACAAAAAAGUCGUAACAAAACCGUGGUUUCUGUAGUAAAAAUGAACACAACUUUACUGAUACUAUUCUUGUACAAGUUAAGCAUGUUGUGUAAUGAAAACAGACUCAUUUAUACCAGACUAUCCCAAAAUGCCCUAAGGUGUUCCUGCAAAGUUAGAAUCUAGCUGGAGAGGAAUAUACAGACGAUGUAAGCUUCCAAUGUACACAGAUAAAUUGUGUGCUGUAAAUAAUCAUCGCCUGCUACAUUACAUUAUUCUUCUGACUGGUUACUUAUUCAGCAUGAUCACUUCCCAGGAAUCGCCUCCAUAGACAUUGAUGACAUUCUGACUUUUCAUUCUUGUUGUGUCAUGUUGCUUGAGUUUAAAAAGGAAUCAGGUCAAGAGACAUUUAUUACAUUCCAUCAUUUCAUUUAUUUCCGCUACAUGGUGUGUCAUAUUGCUCGAGUCUAUAAAUGGAUAAUGUGUAAUUUUAAAUGCAAUAUAGAGAAUGUGAUUGAUGAUAUGAAAUAUGCUCAAAAAUACUUGACAGUAUGAAGGUGACCAGAGCCCCAAUGCCCUUGUGACUAUUCAGAAUUGUGGCAAGGGAGGCAUUGUAAGUUGGUUUUCAGCUCUAUGCUAAGUAUCCAAUGCAGUCUUAGUUUCUGGAUCGACAGUUGAUUUUGAGAGUAAAUAUUUCUUAAAAAGGGCUUGAAUUUUCAAAACUAAAGUCUAGUUGCGUGAAGAAGUGUGAUUGGGUGAAACUGUCUUUACUUGUUGUGGGGGCCCAGUGUAUUGAAACUUACAAAACUUGACAUGUAAAGAUUUGAAAGUAUUUUUUUAGGCUAAAAAAUUGUCAAUUGAAAUUAAACUUAUAAUCUUAAUCUCUUCUAAUUAUAGUUUAUAAGUUGUCUUGAUCUAGACUUCAGUCAUUGCUAAAGAUUUCCAGAUGACUGACUAUUGAUGUAAAGAUGAUUGAGAUAAGAUUCUGGUGUCAUAUUUUAUGUUUCUCUCCACAACUUGAACAACUGUUCCUGUAACAGUUUGUCAACAUCAUGGAUUACAAAUGUGAUAUUUUUCCUUCUGAAUACAUUAUUCCCAAAACAUGAUGUGAUCAACUCUAACUAUUCAGAAAAGUUCUAUUUUAAUUUACCAAUCAAACAAUCUCUUACAAAUACCUAGCCUGAGAGCCAAUAAAGUUGCUUUUAAUAAUUCCUUACCUGAAAGCUGUACAUAAUUUAGGCAUUUGGGCCUCAUUUAAAGUGCAUAUAACUUUGUAUACUGUAUUGUUUUAAUUUUUCUGUGCAAUAUAAGAUGAAUAUUUUUAAGUAAUACAAUUUUAAGGUAUCUGUUUAAUAUAUUAUUAGAUUUUUGUUUGGACAAUCUUUUCCAGUGUUUUUUUGUUGUGCUAUAAUAUUGUUUUAUCUCACUGUCAGUUGAAGUAUUAAUUUAACGUUUUGGAUGAUCAGGGAGUGCUGUAUAAAUGCAUUCUCUCUCUCCUCUAGAGCUUGCAUUGAGAGCUGACAGCCUUUAUAUGAAUCGGAUAUGGUUUCCGAUGACAUACAAACUUUAUAACAAUGGUCACAAUUUUAUGUGGUAUAUCAUGACAGGCAGUCUCUCAAGACAAAUAUGGCCUUUCAUGGCAGAUCUCAUAAAACUGAUGGUCUCUCAUGGCAGAUCUCUUAAAACAGAUGCUCUCUCAUGGCAGAUCUCUUAAAACUGAUGGUCUCUCAUGGCGGAUCUCUUAAAACAGAUGGUCUCUAAUGGCAGAUCUCUUAAGACAAAUGGCCUCUCAUGGCAGAUCUCUUAAAACAAAUGGUCUCUCAUGGCAGAUCUCUUAACACUGUUGGUCUCUCAUGGCAGAUCUCUUGAAACAGAUGGUCUCUCAUGGCAGGUCUCUUAAAACAGAUGGUCUCUCAUGGAAGAUCUCUUAAAACAGAUGGUCUCUCAUGGCAGGUCUCUUAAAACAGAUGGUCUCUCAUGGCAGAUCUCUUAAGACAAAUGGUCUCUCAUGGCAGAUCUCUU
Messenger RNA from Mizuhopecten yessoensis (Yesso scallop), 5116 nucleotides. RefSeq names its product espin-like. The transcript has 12 exons. Gene Ontology annotation, cellular component: ciliary inversin compartment. Lineage: Eukaryota; Metazoa; Mollusca; Bivalvia; Pectinida; Pectinidae. Gene Ontology annotation, molecular function: protein binding. The coding region runs from base 202 to 3132 and encodes 976 amino acids. Gene Ontology annotation, biological process: protein localization to ciliary inversin compartment. The record is from RefSeq and is a predicted model, not a curated record.